AUGGCGGUGCGUGAACGCGCGGCGGCAGCAAUGGCCGCUCUGGAGCGGCGGGUGCCGAGUCUCGAUGACUUCGCGGGACAGAGCUGGAGCUCGUGGGUGGAGCGGGCCGAGCUGCCCGCGGCCGACGGGGCUGAGUUGGAGGAGAGUAACAAAAACCUGAAGAAGUUGGAUGCCAUGACCCUCAUUAAAGAAGACAUGUCCAUCUUCGGGCACUGCCCUGCCCAUGACGACUUCUAUUUGGUUGUAUGUAACCAUUGCAGCCAAGUGGUGAAGCCUCAAGCUUUCCAGAAGCACUGCGAAAGAAGACAUGGGCCGCUCAGCAAGCUUUACGCCCGGGCCCCACCUCCACCUCCAGCCCCUGCCAGCUCUCAGAAAUGCCAUGUAGUGAACGGUCAGGGCCCAGCUUGUAGGGCCCCAGGUUCCACCAAAACCUCCUCCAGGGAGAAGGGCCAGGGGUCCCGGAGCCGUGGCCACCAGCCUCCUGAGAAGACCCAGAAGGACAACCUCUGCCUUUUCGUGCCUGUGGUGAAUCUGGAAAAGAUGUCCAGUCUCCCGAAGCCCGAUGGACACGGAAUCAGGGUGGCUCCACCCUCUGCUUUCCUCAGCCAGCCGGCUGGCCUCAGCAAGGACUCCCCUGGAAAAAACCCCAUGGCAUCCCCUUCUAAAGAACUUCCUGGCAGAGGGAGCAUCGAGAUAACCCCCAGCGAGGGCCCUAGUCACCGGGUUGAAAGCAGCCCGUCUGAAAAGGAGCCUGUUGGGGCCAGGCUGCCCCCUAAAACCCACCGGAAGAUGGCUCGGAAGGAGUGCGACCUCAACAGGCAGUGUGGGGUAAUAAAUCCAGAGACCAAAAAGAUCUGUACCCGCCUGCUGACCUGCAAGAUCCACUCCGUGCACCAGCGCAGGGAAGUCCAGGGCCGAGCCAAGGACUUUGACGUGCUGGUGGCAGAGCUGAAGGCCAACUCCCGCAAAGGGGAGUCUCCCAAGGAGAAGAGCCCAGGGCGCAAGGAGGCAGCUCUUGAGCGCCCCUCCCAGGAGCCCCCCUCCUCAGUCCAGGUUGUGGCAGCAGUGGCUGCUCCCAGCAGCACCUUCUCUGCUCGUGCCAAGCAGACCUACCCAUACUGUGCACUGCCCAGGUCCCGGGCCUCCUCUGAGAGUGAGUUGGAUGAUGAAGGCCCCUGUGGUGGUGAUGGGGACCCAGGCCUGUUCCCCUUCCCCCUGCCCCGGGGUGGUGCCCAGGCCUCCAGCGAGGAGAGUGAGGAGGAGGGGACAUCUGAUGACCUCCACCUCCCCACUGACUGCCAUUAUGCAACCCGGCCCCCUCGGCCGCAGGCGUUCUGCACCUUUGGGAGCCGGCUGGUGAGUCCAGGAUGCUACGUGUUUAGCCGCCGGCUGGACCGGUUCUGCUCGGCACUCAGCUCUAUGCUGGAACGGCACCUCAGCUCACACAUGUGGAAGAAGAUCCCCCCGGCGGCUGAGCCUCCAUCCCACAUUGUCAGCUCCCCGCCAUCUGCUCCCCUGAGCCCAUCCUCUACGGGCAGCUGCCCCCGCCUUCCAGGCCCACCCCCCAGACCCGCCUGCCCAGCCUCCACACCCCCCACCAAGGACAGCCUUGGCCCCGGCUACCCUGCAGGCUCCCCCAACGUGGCAGCCGCCUGCAGCCAGGCGGAGUGCAUGGGAGGGAGCCAGGCUAUCACCUCACCACUGCCUGCCAACACACCUUCCCCAUCCUUCAGCAAGCUCCCACCUUCCAAGGCCAGCAAGUCAUCCAAAGGCAAGGACGGGCUUGAGGUGGAGGCUCCUUCUCGAAAGCGAAAGUUAUCCCCUGGGCCCACCACUUUCAAACGGACCUGCGUCCUGGAGGCCACUGGAAAAGGCAAACCCUCUGGCUGCCGGGGCCUCUCGGCCAAGACUAAAACAGCCCUGGGCAUGGGGCUUAAUGGGACGGUGGAGCCAAGAGUGAAGCGGGCAGGGCCCCUGGACUGUCGGGGUUCCCCUCAUCAGCCCCCCACGCCAGUCAAGGCGUCUCAGCUGGACAACCAGGGAGCGGCUGGACACCCGGCCAAGGCCCUGCCGACCAACUGCCUCUCUGAGGAGGAGGUAGCCAAGAAGCGGAAAAACCUGGCCACUUACUGCCGGCCAGUGAAGGCCAAGCACUGCCAGGCUGGUGCCCCUGCCGACGCGGCCUGCUCUGUGCGCCGCAAGAAGCCGGGUCCAGCCCUGGCCUUUGAGGAGAAGUGUUCUACACUGAAGAGGGAGCCGAGACUGACCCGGUGGCUGCGGAGAGGCAGUGGGAUCUUGGCGCACCUGGUCGCUUUGGGCUUCACCAUCUUUCUGACAGUGCUGUCCCGGCCAGGAACCAGUCUUUUCUCCUGGCACCCUGUAUUCAUGGCCUUGGCGUUCUGCCUCUGCACGGCUGAGGCCAUCCUGCUCUUCUCACCUGAGCACUCCGUGUUCUUCUGCUGCUCCCGAAAGGCCCGGAUUCGACUCCAUUGGGCAGGGCAGACCCUAGCCAUCCUCUGCGCAGCCCUGGGCCUGGGCUUUAUCAUCUCCAGCAGGACCCGCAGUGAGCUGCCCCACCUGGUGUCCUGGCACAGCUGGGUAGGGGCUCUGACAUUGCUGGCCACUAGCAUCCAGGCACUGUGUGGGCUCUGCCUCCUCUGUCCCCGGGCAGCCAGGGUCUCAAGGGUGGCUCGCCUCAAGCUCUACCAUCUGACAUGUGGACUGGUGAUCUACCUAAUGGCUACGGUCACAGUGCUCCUGGGUAUGCACUCUGUGUGGUUCCAGGCCCAGAUCAAAGGUGCAGCCUGGUACCUGUGCCUGGCGCUGCCCCUCCAUCCAGCCCUGGUAAUCAUGCACCAGAUCUCCAGCUUCUACUUGCCAAGGAAGAAAAUGGAAAUGUGAAUUCCUCCAAACUGUGAAUCAAAAUGGGACACUUGACUUGGACUUCAGUGGUUCCUUUGGUGACCUUCAGGGAUCCACUUCAGAAGUGGUAGGGUUUUUGUAUUUCUUAGCUGGGCUAGGGGCUGCGGAAACCCAAACUGCCGUUGCUGACAGAUGACUCAGUGGGCCAAAAUGGGGAAAUGUACGGGGCACAAGUGAAAGGUGAUGGGGAGCUUGAUCCUGAAGCCUCCACUCUUGAUGGGAGACAGAAGUGUUGGGUGGUGGUGGUGGUGGUGGUGCUGGCAGUCAUUUCUUGCUUGCAUGCCUGGUGAAAAGUUGGAUUCCUGCAACUUAUGAAUGACAGCGAUGGCUCUUUGGGUCACUUUGAGAAAGCAGUGUAGUGGAGAGAGCCAGUGGGUCUUGUUUAUGGGGUAUGGUCCUUGUACACUCUAUUGUGGGACCUUAUGCGAGUCACAUGUCUCAGGACCUCAGUUUCCUCAUCUGUGUAAUGAGUGAUUGUUUCUAAACAAUCUCUCUUCUUAACAUUCAGUGUCUGUCAAGUUGAUGUCACAGAACACCCUCCCAGGUCUGAACCAUGGGCUGGCCCA
This is a messenger RNA of Eubalaena glacialis (North Atlantic right whale), 3488 nucleotides long. Its product is annotated as ataxin-7-like protein 2. NCBI's taxonomy places the organism in Eukaryota, Metazoa, Chordata, Mammalia, Artiodactyla, Balaenidae. The transcript has 13 exons. The record is from RefSeq and is a predicted model, not a curated record. Gene Ontology annotation, molecular function: transmembrane monodehydroascorbate reductase activity. The coding region runs from base 1 to 2901 and encodes 966 amino acids.